This is a messenger RNA of Magallana angulata, 1098 nucleotides long. RefSeq names its product fibroleukin-like. The record is from RefSeq and is a predicted model, not a curated record. The coding region runs from base 133 to 834 and encodes 233 amino acids. NCBI's taxonomy places the organism in Eukaryota, Metazoa, Mollusca, Bivalvia, Ostreida, Ostreidae. The transcript is spliced from 5 exons.
AUUUGAUACAAGAAACCAAGGCAUCUUCACUCUCAUUUUGUGGAUCUUUGUGUAUCAACAGCUGUAAUUGUUUUGGGCAUAAUCGCCUUCAAAAAACAGUGUCGAUUACAUGUGAUUUGUGAUGUUGGUAACAUGUCUGUUACUGACGCGGGAUGGAGUUACUAUCGUGUAUCUCGUGAAGCCAAAGACUGUCUGGCGCUGUACCAGACAGGACAGACGUGUUCCGGUGUUUACACAAUUUACCCGACAGGGGGCGCUAAAACUGAUGUCGUCUGCGAUAUGAAAAUAAUGGGAGGAGGCUGGACACUAAUUCAGAAUCGUUUCGAUGGGUCAGAACAUUUCAACAGAACCUGGUCCGAUUAUAAGAAUGGAUUUGGAUCGGCUGUAGGUGAAUACUGGAUUGGUAAUGAUGUCAUUCACGAUUUGACAAAAAAUUCCAGCUCGUUGUACAUAUCAAUCACCCUGAAUAACGGAACAACAUUUUUUGAACUGUACCAAAUAUUCUCAAUUGCGAGUGAAGCUGAUAAUUACAGGCUAUCUAUAGGAGGACAGGCCACUGGAACUCUCGGUAACAGGAUGACUCAGAUAACAGGAGGCAACGAUCUCAAUGGGGCAAUGUUCUGUACACUGGACAGAGAUAAUGACAACUUUAUCAACGGCCAUUGUGCCAGGAGUCACUCUGGAGGAUGGUGGUUCAAUGUCUGUCACGACGCCUACCUGAAUGGACCGUACGGGUCGCCAUCUUGGAAUCAACCUUGGGACCCUCCAUUAAGCACGGGCGAAAUGAUUCAGAAAACAUCUAUGAUGAUAAGGCGAGGCUUAUCUGCUGGUUAAAAUAGAGGAAGGAAUGGAGAAACAGUUCUCCACAUUAAUCAAGAACAAUUUCCUCCAUAUCAUAUACACAUUACUCUAGUGAUUUUAAAUGUGGUAUGAACUCUUUAAACUCUUAGAUAAAAAGUCAGGGCUAUACAUAUACGUAAUACAACGUACAAAUUUAGUGGUUUAAAGUAGGCUACUAGAGUCGGUGGAAACUUUGAUAAUCUUAAGGCUUUCACGUUUUCGUUCACGUUCCUUUUUUAAAGGACAGCAACUUGUUAG